Glycine soja is the source of this 2758-nucleotide messenger RNA. Its product is annotated as transcription factor bHLH13-like. Gene Ontology annotation, cellular component: nucleus. The record is from RefSeq and is a predicted model, not a curated record. Gene Ontology annotation, molecular function: protein dimerization activity; DNA-binding transcription factor activity; transcription cis-regulatory region binding. Gene Ontology annotation, biological process: regulation of DNA-templated transcription. The transcript has a single exon. Bases 541 to 2397 code for a protein of 618 amino acids. NCBI's taxonomy places the organism in Eukaryota, Viridiplantae, Streptophyta, Magnoliopsida, Fabales, Fabaceae.
AUGCUAAUUUAAAUUCGUAUUUUACACACUAUAUAGAAAAAAAUAGUUAUUUUUUUAUAAAUAUUUUAAUGUUUCGCAGGAUUAACAGGCGAAAGCACUACCUCUGAAGUUCCAACCAAGUAACUCUGGUAAAAUUUUAACCAUAGUUGGUUCAUUCUUCGCACUUAAGCUACAACAAACAAAAAAGAAGUAAGUUCAAAACUAGAGAACGUGAGCGGCACUGUUCUUUCUUUGUUUAUUGUUCUUGUUCUUCAUUCACACCCCAUUCUCUCUCUCAAACGUUCAAACCCUGAAACCUUUCUAUCUUUUUCUUUUGAUUAUUAUUUGGUGAGACUGAGACGUGUUUGUUUUUUCUCGGAGCUUUUGAUUACUUUAACAUUUUGGUUUGCUGGUAAUAUUCCUUUUUCGUCUUCAGUUGUUACACUUUUGGCCCCUUUUUAGGUUUCGGUGAUUUUCCGGAGACCCAGGUUGGAAUUCGCAAGAUCUAAGGUUUUCUGGAUUUGAGUGUUGCGAAAGUAGAGAUUUUGUUGGGUUUUGGGGAUGAAGAUUGAGGUGGGGUUGGGAGGGGUGUGGAAUGAGGAUGAGAAAGCGACAGUGGUGGAGGUUCUGGGUCGAGAGGCGUUCGAUUACUUGGUGGCGAAUUCGGUUUCGAACGAGAAUCUGUUAAUGGCGUUUGGGAGCGGGGAGAAUCUGCAGAACAAGCUGUCGGGUCUCGUUGAGCGCCCGAACGCGUCGAACUUCAGUUGGAACUACGCCAUCUACUGGCAAAUUUCGCAGUCAAAGUAUGGCGAUUGGAUUUUGGGGUGGGGAGAUGGGUGUUGUAGGGAGCCAAGGGAUGGAGAAGAGGGUGGAGAAGUGAGAAUUGUUGAUGAUGAAAAGGUGCAGAGGAUGAGGAAGAGGGUGUUGCAGAAGCUGCACAUGACUUUUGGGGGUUCUGAUGAGGAUAUUUAUGCUUUUGGGUUGGACCGUGUUACCGACACGGAAAUGUUCUUUCUUGUUUCCAUGUAUUUCUCUUUUCCCCGGGGGCUUGGGGGUCCAGGUAAGUGUUUUGCUUCUGGGAAACAUUUGUGGAUUUCGGAUAUGUUCAAAUCUGGUUUUGAUUACUGUGUGAGGUCUUUCUUGGCCAAAUCUGCUGGGAUUCAGACUGUUGUUUUGGUGCCUACUGAUUUGGGGGUGGUGGAGAUGGGGUCUGUGAGGACGGUAGAUGAGAGCUUUGAGUUGUUGCAGGCUGUCAAAUCUGUGUUUUCUGCACCUUUGGUCCUCCCCAAGGUUAAGCCAACUGCACCAUUGGAUUUGGUGAGUGAAAAGAGAGAUGGGAAUGAGAGUGCAAAUGCUCUUUUUUGUGGUUUGGCAAUUGUGGAUAAGAAUAAGAAUAACAACAGCCACAGUAAUAACAGGGUAGAGGGAGUUGGUGUUCCAAAGAUUUUUGGGCAGGAUUUGAAUUGUUCCACUCAAUUUAGAGAAAAACUGGCUGUGAGGAAAAUGGAGGAGAGGCCAUGGCCGUGGGGAGGUCAUCCCCCCAACGGAAAUAGUAUUGGCUUUCCUAAUGGUGUUCAUGGUUCUAGUUGGGGGGCUGGUGAAGUUGUGAGGCAGCUUGGUCAUCCUGAAAUUCUUGCUCCUAGGUUGGCCAGCUCUGGAGCUUUGCCGGAUGUUGCCAAUAGUGCGAAGAAUGAUUUUGUGCAUAACAACUUUCAGCAGCAACAGCUGCCUGUACAGAUGCAAUUUGAUUUCUCAAGAGCCACUUCAAGGGCUUCUGAGAGAUCAAUCAUUGCGGAGUCUGAGAUUUCUGAUAUUAAGGCGUCGUGCAAGGAGGAGAGAAUGAGUAUUGCCGAUGACAGGAGGCCGAGGAAGCGGGGGAGGAAGCCGGCUAAUGGAAGGGAGGAACCCCUCAAUCAUGUGGAGGCUGAGAGGCAAAGGCGGGAGAAGCUGAACCAGCGAUUCUAUGCACUGCGAGCCGUUGUUCCAAACAUCUCUAAGAUGGAUAAGGCAUCGCUGUUGGGAGAUGCUAUUGCUUACAUCAACCAGCUUCAAGCAAAACUCAAGACCAUGGAGUUUGAGAGAGAGAGGUUUGGAAGCACUUGUGUGGAUGGACCAGUAUUGGAUGUCAAUGCAGAAGUAGAAAAAAAUCAUCACAACGGAGCUCCUGAUAUGGACGUGCAAGCUGCACAGGAUGGGGUCAUUGUAAAGGUGAGCUGUCCUAUCGAUGUUCAUCCUGUUUCAAAAGUCAUUCAAACCUUCAAAGAGGCAGAAAUUGGUGUUGUUGAAUCAAGACUUACUGUUGCAAACGAUACUGUUUUCCAUACAUUUGUAGUUAAAUCCGAAGGACCUGAUCAAGUAACAAAGGAUAAGUUGAUUGCAUUGUUUUCCAAAGAAUCCAACUUCAUACAAACACUAUGAUUUGGAGAAUUGCAAUCAACAUACUCCAUAGGCUUUACACAUAUAGAAGAGCCAAAUAUGUAUCUUCAGAAAUUUUGUUAUACCAUAGAGAUUCUAAAACUAAAGCAGUGGGAACUAGAGAAUUAGAAUAAUAACUUCUAUUAACCCUCUAGGGCUGCCAAUUUAUGUUUGUCUAUAAAUAUACAGUUGAUCAAUAUUGUUUCUGCAAUGUCAAUUAUUUUGUUUAGUUUAACUAUUGUACCAUUUUACCUUGGUCAGAGGCUCAUAGCUUCGAAUUUCUUUCUUUUGUUUUUCUUUUCUUGUAUUUUGUAUUCUACACAAGUUUUGUGCAGCGAAAUAUUAGUUAAUUGUCCACUGAUUU